Molecule: messenger RNA, 763 nt
Organism: Aspergillus glaucus CBS 516.65
Lineage: Eukaryota; Fungi; Ascomycota; Eurotiomycetes; Eurotiales; Aspergillaceae
Product: kinetochore Spc24 family protein
Exons: 3
Coding region: 41-643 (200 amino acids)
Source: RefSeq, a predicted model, not a curated record
CGCAGACCAUUUGACAUUGAACGAAUUAACUAUAGCCAAAAUGCUUCUCGACGAGGACCCCGCGACUCUCAUCCACCACACAGUCGGCAACUUCAACAUCCACCCCGACAAACAAGCCGUAACGCGCAUCAACGACUCCCUCUCUACCCUCCAACAAUCCCGCGAACUGCGCUCUCGCGAAGCCGAAUCCGCCCUCCGAAAACUCUCCCGCAACCUCAACUCCUUGAAUGCGCAACAUGAAGAAGCCGUAACCACGCACGACUCCGGAAGACACGCGCAGGGCAUUGUCGAGCUGGACACGAAAAAGUUCCGGAUUGCGAAGGCGGCAUCGGAGUUGGAGAUUGAGAGUGAGAGACUGGAGAGCGAACUGGAAAUGUUGAAGGAGAGGUUGGCGGAUUUGGAGGCGCAGGGACUAGAGGGGGAUGAGGGAACGAGGAGGGAGAGGGAAGCUGAUGAUGCUACGAUUCUUCGUCUCAAGAUCUUUAGAUCUUUGGGCAUCGAUAUCGAGCCGGAUGAGGCCGGAAACUUCACCAAGGCUGUUAUUCGCAACAGUCGGAAGGGUGAUGUGCACGUGGUUAAUGUCGACUCGAAGUUUUCACGGUUCUUUUAUUCCAACUACUUCUGGUCGACUAUGCAGGGAUAAGUGUCGGUAUUGGCGUUUGGGAUAAGGCGUUCAGCAUAUGGAAAUCGGUAACUAUGUUAUGUUUAUGUCUAUGAUGAGUUAUAUACCCUUAAGGAUGAAUCAAUAUGGUACAGUGCAAGA